CAGGCAUCAGACACUGAGCAGGUACCCAAAUAACAAAAGCUCCUUUUUCAUUACCUAGGAACCAGGUUUGUACAUAAAAACACCGCAACUCGCCAAACAUUUAGUCGAUCGUUAAGUGCCCCCGAACCAAUCCACCAUGCCGCCGCCUUCUCAACUCGCCAUCGCUACAGGCUCUGUCAACCGACUCCUCAAAGAGGAGGCUUCAUACCACAAAGAGGUUGAGGAGGAGGAAGCCAAGGUCAAAGCUCUGAAGGAGAAGAUUGAUAGCGGUGCAAACGAUGAUGAGAAUGCUUCGUUCAUGCUCAAACAGCAGCAAACUGCCCUUGAGCAGACAAAGGCCGUAUUCGAACCCCUACGACAAAAGAUCGCUGUCGCUGUCGAGAAGCUGGAGGAGCAACUCACUGUGAGCGAAGAGCUGAACGCUCCGGAGGACCAGGUGGUGCAGGCCAAGGAGGCGCUGGUAAAAGCCAAAGCUACCCAGGCCGAUGCUUAAUCGAAUCAUAAAACAGGACAAGGGAAGGAUACUUUACGAUACCACUUAGAAGACACUUGAUAAAAAAAAAACGG
This is a messenger RNA of Fusarium oxysporum Fo47, 567 nucleotides long. Its product is annotated as tubulin binding cofactor A. The record is from RefSeq and is a predicted model, not a curated record. Bases 137 to 493 code for a protein of 118 amino acids. Gene Ontology annotation, cellular component: cytosol; microtubule cytoskeleton. Gene Ontology annotation, biological process: tubulin complex assembly; post-chaperonin tubulin folding pathway. Lineage: Eukaryota; Fungi; Ascomycota; Sordariomycetes; Hypocreales; Nectriaceae. The transcript has 2 exons. Gene Ontology annotation, molecular function: beta-tubulin binding.